Lineus longissimus is the source of this 6577-nucleotide messenger RNA. Its product is annotated as centrosomal protein of 104 kDa-like. Lineage: Eukaryota; Metazoa; Nemertea; Pilidiophora; Heteronemertea; Lineidae. The record is from RefSeq and is a predicted model, not a curated record. Bases 93 to 2747 code for a protein of 884 amino acids. The transcript has 26 exons. Gene Ontology annotation, cellular component: cilium.
GUGCGCAGGCGCGAAGAGUUGUACACAAUUUCGUCGUCAAGUGCGAAAGAAGUUGAAUAAACUCCUAUUUUCGUUGAUCAAGCCAUGCGAGAAUGCCCCAGAAGAUACCAUUUCGUGUAAUUCACGUGUCUGGCCAGGAUGAUGUGUACAAGGCUGUUGAAUUGAACAGCCACAGUCCUACCACAAGAGGAUGGCAAUCACAGAGGUUCUGCUUGUAUCCUCAAGAUCUUGUCAUUCAGUUAGAUGAGCGUGUACGACUGAGGAAAAUUCAACUUCUAUCUCAUCAGUUUCUUAUUCCCACCAAAAUCGAAUUCUAUGUUGGGGAUGUGCCUGACGGAACCGGAAUGAACUUACAGAAUGCCAGAUAUACUCGGCUGGGGUAUGUCUCCGUGUCAGACAACGAGAAGACUGGGUACAAAGCACGUGAAUUGAAGUCCGUCCACGUGGAUGCCAUGGGUGUCUACCUCAAGCUAGUCAUCCAUAAAAACCACGUGAACAAGCAUAAUCUCUACAAUCAGGUUGGCGUCAUUGCCAUCAAUGUAAUCGGAGAUUCCCUCGAUAAAAAUAAUGAUAAUGACGAGGUGUAUCUUCCAACUGAGAGGGAUGCGAGUAUGGACCCUGUGCUGGCGGGUAUCUUCAAUCGUCCCGACUACAUCUCGCCGCUCGAUGACCUCGCUUUCGACAUGUACCAGGAUCCAGAAGUCGCCCAGAUCAUUCGCAAAUUGGAAAGAAAGAAACAGGAGGCUGUCUUGCAGGAGAGAUACGACUAUGCGAAAAAGUUAAAAACAGCAAUAACCGAAUUGCAAAAAGUGGGUGAACGGCUGGGCAAAUAUGAAGUGGAAAAGCGCCAAGCUGUCGAAAAUGAAGAUUAUGAUAAAGCCAAACUUAAAAAGAUCCAGAUGGAUGAGUUCCGUUUGCAGAUUUAUAAAGAGUUAGACAUCCAUGAUCUAUUGGAAGUAGCUGGUUCAAGACAUCCUAAGGCUGUUGACUUCACUCCCCGCCAGCCGACGCCGGUUAAACUUCAGGAACUCUCACAUUCACCUCUGCCUCCAAAUAGUUAUGAUGAACGACCCUUACCCUCAACGAAAAGUGUUAAAACAAGAACUCCAUCACCCAGAGCCCAGGCACCGUUUGAUGAAGAUGAUGAUGGACAAGGAGCCAUCACUGGAGAACCUGAAGCUAUGACCGAGAAAGAUUUACGGGAAGCUUCGUCAGUCAUCGAUGUGUUUGGUCUUCCCCUUGUGACGAAGGCGUACUCUAAAACGUGGUCGUUCCGUGAAGAUGCACUGCUCUCCAUCUAUAAACAGAUGCAUGAACUGCCUGACGACGCAACACGAGAGGAUGCCAAGUUUAUGAUGCGUGCAGCGAUACACCUGGUUGUCCGUGGUAUCAAGGAUGAAGUAUUUGCCGUUUUCAAAGCGGCGUUGAAUCUGCUGAAAUAUAUCCUCACCGACUUCAUCAUUCAACAUAAAAUUCAUAAACCCGAAACUCACACAGCUGCUGAGAAAGCAUUAGCCCCUCUGCUGCAGAAGACUGGAAAUACUGCUGUUCGACACCGUGAUAUUGCAAAGGGCUUCACGCUCGAAAUGGCACAGUUCCCAGAAGUUCGGCCCAUCAAUGUUGUUCCCCACGAGUGUGUGAAGCCCAUCAAGUUAACGAUGGCUCCAAGACUUGCUCUCAGCCGCACGGAGAUUAUUCAUCAGCUCUACCGCGAACUCACGUUGAAUGGGUCUGGCCUCUCGGUAGACAACAUCAUGAAGUUCUGCACUGUCGCAUUACAACACACUGCAGGCGAGGUACGGGAAGAGGCUGAGAAGAUCAUUGUGCAACUUUACAAAGAAGUCGGAUCACAAGUCAAGGAGUACCUACCGCCGGACGAUGACCGGACGAGAAAGAACGUCCUCUAUAGGCAACUGUUUGAAGCAUUUGAUAAGAUCGAUGGGAAGCCAUCCAAGGCUGAUUUAAAGAAAGCAAAGGCUGAAGAUGAAACAAAGAAACAGAAAGAGAUUGAAGCCCUCCAGGCCCAGCUUCAGCAGCUCAAGGACAUGACGUCGGGCAAGGCGCCGGUGGAUGAGAAGGUGAUCAAGGAGAAAGAUAAACCAAGAAAGAAAAUACGGGUACGCGAUCGUGCUGGGCGCCGGGAGGAUAAGGGCGGUGCUUUAGACAAUGCGCAGGAUGAGAAGAGAAAGCCGAAGAGAGCGCCCCCUAGUGAUGUCAACGAUGACGACACCUCCACCGUCGCGAACGCAGACCUCGAUACAACAUGCAUCUUCUGUGGAGAGAAAAAUUCUGACUUCAAGGGCGAGGAGAAUCUAGACCUUCACUACUGGAAACACUGUCCCAUGUUGAAACGCUGUGCUAACUGCAAACAGGUGGUUGAGAUUGCUGGCCUCACCGAUCACUUACUGGAGGAAUGCGACGCGAAGAGCAACUUUGCAAAAUGUCCGCGUUGUACCGAGGCUAUACCUAAACCAGAACACCCGGAACAUGUGCGGGAACAGUUGUGUCCUGCUGCUAAGAAGGGUCUGAACCACUGUCCACUGUGUCAUGAGAACAUUGAUUCAGGAGAGGACGGCUGGAAGGACCACUUGAUGGGUCAAAUGGGCUGUAAGCAGAAUCCUCGCCGAGUUAUGGCCUUGGAGAAAAACAAAGGAGGGAAUAAAGCUAAACCAAGCGGUGGAGCUAAAUCACAACCGACCAAGGGACGGUCGAAUCUACCCAAGCCGAGGACAACCGCACGUCGGUAGAUAGAACAACAGAUGACUGCCCUCGUGAUGAAGAGAUGUAAUGAUUCCAUAGUUGUCACGUACCACCACCGAUCAGUGGCUUUGAUUAAGCUUCUAGGAGUGAAUCAAAGUAGUACAAAACGGCGAAUGUGGGGUUCCUUUCAAAUACGUCUGGCAAAUCUCAUGACACCUAGACACGUGACCAUGAUGAUGCUGUCCUAACAAAUUCAUGCCAUUGUGUAACACUGCUAGAUUCAAAAGGAAUUGACUUUGUUGAUAAGUACUUGCAGGGUACUUGACGGGAUCAGUUUUACUUGAAUAAGCAUUCCUUCCGAAAAUAAGAGAAUGUACCAUGCAAAUAUGAAAAACAUUUUAUAAGUACACUCAGUCACACUAUUUUCAAAACAAUGACUGCAGCAUUUGUUAAUUUUUCGUAGAUUUUUGCUUUCUUGUUAAAUAUCUGUCAGACUUAUUCAUAUACUGUGUAUAUUGGGUUAUUUUAGCUGUGAUGACUUGUCCUUUUCUUGUCUUGAACAGUUGUUGAGCAACUGAAGCUUAAAUUAUGACUGACGCUUUUUUUUGUGAGAAGAAUCGGUUAAAAUUUACAAUCCCCAAACGAAAAUGACGGCAUUAGACUAUAAAUCCAUUGAACAAUGGCACUUAUUUCAACAGUUGAUGACCCUUUUUGGCCAUGAUCGGGGAUUGUAUUAAAACACAUUCUCGAGACUCCAUAUGAUGCAGGGAUAUGCUCGGAAAGAGUUGACAAUAUUGUCGAUUUUGGUCAAUUGAUUUGGUAGCCAUAGAGGUUGUUAACCCUUUCCAUGCAGAGGUUUUUGACAAAAAAUUGCAGUCAAUAGCAUAGAGCUACACAAGCAAGUAAAAAACCCACAGGAUAUGACGUAAAAUGUAUACAGAAGUAUCAUUGGUAGCGCAGAGUAUAAGAGCUCAGUGGGUAAACAUGACCUACCAAGAACCUUAGGAUGGGAGAGAUCAAGUUGGCCAAAUCAUGUUUCCCAGCUGCAGAGAAGGCUUGAAAACCCUUAUUGGGCUAUUGUUAGGAUUACAUAUACACUAGAACGUCACUGAGGACACUUGUCUUGUUCAGGAAGAGAAAAUGUGAUCAACCUUGGUCUACAACCAAUCCCUCUCUUGAGUCAACUCAAAAAAGCACUUGUCAAAUUUUGCAUAGCUCCAAUUAAAAUUACUGGUCCCGAUUACUUAAGACUUAUGCAAGCUUGACUUUAUUACACUGCUGCUGCUCACUUGAGUGUAUAUUGUAUCACUGUCCAAGCACAGAGCCAGCGUUGACUUAUUUUUUUUGUCCUCUACUUAUAAUCCUGUCGCAUUGAAUCUAUUUAUUUUCAAAUUGGUCACUUUCUUCCUUGAGGCAGGAUCCUCUUGGGAGAUUGGAGACCCCGAUUGUAAUAAGAAAUUAACAUUCCAUUAAAAGUAUUUAAAUAUCCUGCAUCAAUGAAUUGGGACUACCAUAUACGCAAUAUUCUUUCGUGUGGGAAAUUCGGUAAAAAAGUACAAAAUCAGUAGGUUUAGUACCAGAACCGUUGCAACUUGGAGACGAAGUUCCCAAAGACAUUUUAGUUCAUUUGGCUAUUAUUUUAUCUGUAUGAGAUAUCACUCACGCAUAUCUAAUUUCACUCGUUGUAAUGAGGAACCUGCAGAACUAAAAAUCCAGAUGGCAGCACCAGUACUAAAAGGUACACUUCCAGUGCAUUUUCCAUCAAAAUUAUUAAGUUUUGUUGAUUUUCUUCCUAAAACUCAUCAAAAUAGAUUUAAGGACCAAUAAAACAACAUCUUUGGUGCUAUUUCCCCAUGAAGAGUAAUCAAGGGAUGAAUAUUCAAUCAUCAUUGACUGGGAAAUGGUUUUCUCAACAGGCCAACAAGGCCUUAUACAAUGAUGAUGAUGAUUACAACCAUGGUCCACUUGCCUGCAGGGCCUCCUAUUGGCAGGUUUUGUUGUGCAGGUUCCUCAUUGUAGUUUAUCAGGUAAAUGGAAGGGGUGACAGAUACUUACAUAAUACAAUGGCUAAUAUUUAUAAAGACUAGUAAAUGCUUUUACUACAGUUUUCUACAGAGAUGGCUAGUGUAAAUGUACAUGAAGUUUCAAGUAAAAGCAUUUACUAGUCUUUUAUAAAUAUCAGCCAUUGUCAGCCCUGUCUGUCUGAACGAUUAGUUAUGCAUGAGUGAAAUCACUCACGAAUCAAAUAAGAUUGUCUUCGAUUGAAGACUGUGUUUCCCACCUUGCUUCUUGUGCAGCAGUUUGAGCCCAUUUUCUAUUUAAAAAAACUUAUCUAUACUAGUAUGUGUAAAGAAUAAAUGUAUGCAAUGAAUUUCUGGUGCAAAAGCUGCUGAAGGCCAUUCUUAACCCCUUGAUGAUGGUUGGCGACUAAUUUGCAAAAUGAUGCCUUUUUAGCUCACCUCUUAGCAGAGGUGAGCUUAUCCCAUACCGUGGCGUCCGUCGUCCGUCGUCGUCGUAGUCGUCGUCGUCGUCGUCGUCGUCGUCGUCGUCGUCGUCGUCGUCGUCGUCGUCGUCCGUCGUCCGUUAGCAGGGCACGUUUCGUAACUGUUAGAGCUAUUGAGUUGAAACUUGGUACACAUGUACCCUUAUGUAAUGACACCUGGGAGACCAAGUUUCGGUCCGAUUCGUUUCAUGGUUUGGCCACCAGGGGGCCAAACGUUAAAAGUGAAAAUAUGCAAUAUCUCCCUUAAUAGUAGUCGGGAAAUUUUGAAAAAAAUAUGGUAGGUACUUCUAGCAAAGGUGCAUCAUAUAUCCUCCGGGUUUUUGAUUUGACCUCCUUUUCAAGGUCACAGAGGUCAAAUGGUGUAAAUUAGCCGUUAGGAUGUAACGAUGGCACGUUUCUAAACUGCAAUGACUAUUGAUACCAAAUUUGGUACACAUUUACCCCUUUAGUCAGGUGAUCUCAGGGACCAAAGUUUGGUCCAAUAUGAUUCACCACUUGACCACGAGGGGGGCAAAAUCCAAAAACCUUAAAAAUGUGAUUAUUCCUUAACUUCUUGCCCGAUUGCCACCAAUUUGAUAUCAUGGGUACAUCUAACCACCAUACAGUAUAUGUCACACAGGUUUUUAAUUUGACCUUCUUGUCAAGGUCACAGAGGUCAAAUGGCGUAAAUUCGCCGUCAGGCCGUUACUAUGGCACGUUUCUUAACUGCAAUGACUAUUGAUCACAAAUUAAGUACACAUGUACCCCUUGGUCAGGUGAUCUCAGGUACCGAAGUUUGGUGCGAUCUGAUUUGCCGUUUGGCCUCCAGGGAGGGGGCCAAAUCCUAAAUUCUUCAAAAUGCCAUUAUUCCUAGUAAUGACUUGCCCGAUUGGCACCAAUUUUAUAUCAUAGGUACAUCUAAUUCUAACAACCAUUCAAUGUGUCACCCGGGUCUUCUUUGAUUUGACCUACUUUUCAAGGUCACAGAGGUCGAAUGUACUGUAAAUUGGCCAUUUUGGGGAAAUUGUAAUUGCUUGGACCUACAUCAAACCUAACACUACAUGACACAAGACCAUGCUCUUUAUCCAUCUUUCCUCCACAUGAGGUGAGCACAAUGGCCCUGGCCAUUUCAUUCAUCAUAUUAGUAGCUAACUAAAAGAAUGGUAUAGCCCCAAAAUAAUCCCGUUCGGGGGUAAUGAAGCCCAAAAAAUACCAUCCUCAAGGGGUUAAAAAAUGAGGUAAUUGAUGUAAUGGGAUCUGAAUACCCAUCUGUUUCAAUGCAAAACCUCAAAGAUCCCAUAGUGAUCAUGUCAAAAGAUUCGGUGGAUUUUGCAUCUGAAAUCUUUAUCUAUAGGUAGAGUAUUUUAAAGAAAUAAAUUAUGAAUCACAUUGUCA